AUGGCGAUGACGGCUUGUUAUUCCAAUUACGCCGAUUUGGCACCGACGCAUGUUCAGCAGCAGCAUCCGCAACAGCAGCAACAAUGCUUUGCUACCAAUGCUGCCACGACGGUUUUGCAACAGCAACAACAGAUGCAACAGCAUCCCCAACAACAAACUAGGAUACAACCCGUGCAACAAAAGGAUUACAGUAUACCGUUGCACGUCGAUUGUAGUGUAGAAUAUGAACUUCCGAAUCAGGCCAAACCGCCGGCCGGUUCGCGUGUCGAGCCGCUGCUCAUGAUACAUCCAUGCUACUUCCGCAAAAUGGAAAGUCAAAGGCGUAGUCCUUUCAUCAAUAAUAUGCCGCCGGUUACGAAUAGUAGUCGUUCGUCGAGUAGUUCAAACGCCGCAGCGGCCGCGGCUUCGAGCAGGAGACGUGCUGCGGCGGUUCAGCAACAACAAUUGGUUGCGCAACAACAGCAGCAGCAACAACAGCAAUUGUCGCAUCAACAACAAUUGUCACAACAGCUGUCGCAGCAACAACAGCAGCUCGCUCAGCAACAGCAGCACCAUAUGUACACGCAACAGCAACAGCAACAACACCAAGCAUCUUGGGAACAACAGCAACACGUGGUUCCCGCUAUGCCCGCGCUCGUGCCGAUCGCGGCGGGCGCACAAGCCAUGUCGAUGUACAGCAAACCCGUAGGAAAACGUGAUCUUAUGCUGUCCGGCGGCUUGAGUUAUACGACGGAUACUUCGGCUGUUGCGACGGCGUCUAGUAUACCCGGAGUGCAUUGGGAUGCGGAGAGGAGUCCUUUGGCUGCGAUACCGCGGGACUAUCAGCAGUCCGGUCCUGAGCACGCGGCCACGGUUCAUCAUCAGCAUCAGCACCAUCAUCAUCAUCAUCAUCACCCGCAGCAUCAUCCGGAAAAACAUCAACAACAUCAACAACAGCAGCAACAACAUCAGCAGCAGCAACAGCAACAACAACAGCUGCAGCAGCAGCAGCAACAGCAGCAACACCAGAAUACGAUACUGUCGGGCAAAUAUCGGCAAUAUCUGCGAGCGCAUCGCCUACAUCCGUACCUGGAGCGCGCGGCCGCAUUUCAACCACCGCCUGCACUGCAGCAGGUCUCAUGUUACAACGUGUGA
Ctenocephalides felis (cat flea) is the source of this 1134-nucleotide messenger RNA. RefSeq names its product centrosomal and chromosomal factor-like. The coding region runs from base 1 to 1134 and encodes 377 amino acids. The record is from RefSeq and is a predicted model, not a curated record. The transcript has a single exon. Lineage: Eukaryota; Metazoa; Arthropoda; Insecta; Siphonaptera; Pulicidae.